AUGCGUGACUCGCGGCUGUUUCAGACAGCACAAAACGAACAUUUAAACGAGAGGUCGCGUUUAACAAAGAAACAAACAACGCGUCAAAAAAAAGAGAGCGCACACGCGCACACUUUUUAUUUGAAUAGGAUGUUCCUCUCCUCCUCUUCUCCGUCCUCUUUCUUCUCCUCCUUCUUCGUUAUCGCGUUGAUCGUGCUGUUCUCCUUCGUUCUAACACCGAUCAGCGCAGAAGUGAUAUCAGAAAUCGCGUGCGAGACCAACACCGUCGCGUUACAUUGUGGCACAAAGCUGAUUAAAAUUAUACGCGCAAACUAUGGAAGAACGGAUUCUGAGACGUGUCCAAUGGAAGGAAACGCUGGUGCAAGCAAAAACACCGCGUGUCUCUCCACUUCGACGUUCGAUGAUGUGAAAGAUUCGUGUCAUGGCACUCAAUCGUGCGAGAUGACUGCGUCCAAUAGUAAUUUCGGUGAAACGUGUGCAGGAACCGCGAAAUAUCUCAAUGUUACGUACGAGUGCGUUCCAGAUUGGCCUAUUGUAUUGUCCAAAGAUGGAACAGUUGGCGUGAUCAACGGUGUUGGUGAAGUACACGUUUCGGCGUCGGAAAUGAAAGUGUACGGGAACAUGAACGUUUCCGAGGGUGAUAUUAAUAUUGGAGGAUACGGUUUAUCACGUUUCAACUCGAGAAUAGAAGAUAUCGAAAACGCGACGGCGACACUUUUGCAACUGCAAACGCAAUUGGAAAAUAACACCAAAACACCUCCGUAUUGCAUGCCUCCUGGUGCAGACGGUUUACAACAUAACGGGACGGAUUGGAUUUGUGGCUGUAAGGAAAACUGGUCCGGGACGUCCUGCGAGACGGAUGCUUUAGCCUUCGACGGCGGCGACAAGGACAACUAUCUUCUUCUCGGUGAGUGUGAAGUUAUCGAGACGUUCAUACCAAGGGAGGCAGCGUUUAUGGGGUUGUCGAUGGCAUCGGAAUAUCAGGGUGCGACAACGACGGUUUUCGACACAAGCAAAAGCGAGCAGCAAACUGAGAAUUCGCGCACGUACAUUGCCGCGUUUCAAUCGGUCGAUGACUGGUGUAAAAUGGUGCAAUUUGAAAUUAAAAAAGAUUCGAAAGAGUGCUAUUAUAAACCGCUCGCAGCGGGAUAUUACAGAUCUUACGAUGGGAGUGAGUCGACGUGCACGAUAGGUAACGUAGCAACGGGAUGGUUGUCUAGAAAUUAUAACGAUCUGGCCACGGCGAGAAACGAGAACGGCUACGGAAUUGAAACGAUAUCUUUCACGCACCCGUCGCCGCCGACGCCACCGACGCCGCCCCCGCCAGUAUCCAAUAGCCCACCCAUAGGAGACUGUACGAGUGGAUUUAGUGAAGUAUUUGCAAGUGACGGCGGUACGGCGUUGUGCAUGUACGCUUAUGGUUCGAGCUCACUCUGCGCUACGAAUGGCGCUGGUGAGAAUGAUGAAGUCUGUGCAAAGACGUAUACCAGUGGCGAUUUUCGUUAUUCCCAUAGUUGUCGCGUAAAUGGGGCGUGGGACGAAGUAUGCAUCGCGAAUCUGUGCCUUAGUUCAGAGCUUUGCACGGGCUACCAAAAGGAUGUUACUGGCACAACUUAUUGGUUACAGGGUGGAAGCGGGUCACAGGCAUCAUACUCAAAUUCGGACUAUAAGUGUUGUCGAAAGAACUUGCCUGGUUAA
Molecule: messenger RNA, 1698 nt
Organism: Bathycoccus prasinos
Lineage: Eukaryota; Viridiplantae; Chlorophyta; Mamiellophyceae; Mamiellales; Bathycoccaceae
Product: novel protein containing a galactose binding lectin domain
Exons: 1
Coding region: 1-1698 (565 amino acids)
Molecular function (GO): carbohydrate binding
Source: RefSeq, a predicted model, not a curated record